ACGUGACGUCUGUCAUAUGAUUCUAGCCUAGUCAGGUGCUCUGUUACCUUACAUUCUGCUCGAUCGCAGUCGAUCAGUACUUAUCUGACUCGCCCAGUUGUGUUUGACUAAAACUAUCAUGACACAAUUUUGUAAUGUUUUCUGUUUCGUUUUUAUCUUAAACGUUGCAUUUCAAAUUUUACCUUCACGCGCCGAUAAUGCAGUACCUGUAUUGCUAUGGGGUGAGUCAGUUAAUUCUGAUUUAACAAAUGCAGUGAACCCCUUUUUAAAGACUACCAGCGAGGAAUUUGGUCUUUACCUGCGUAAAAAAUUAGAAAAUUCACCUCCAGUUCUUCUUUAUAUAAAAGAUAAUCUGUGUAUUGAAGAUUUAGUGAAAUACAAACAGCAUCUUCAGGAAGUUAUUAGUGGUGAUUCUUUACGUUAUUUUCCUGCUGUUGAGAAAGCAGUGAAUACUGUUGAAGACUUACCUUUGUACAACCAAACUUAUAAUGAUUAUGUGGAUUCUGUAUCUGAUGGACAAUUACUGAUUGUGCCAAUUAGUAAUUUGGAUAUUAUCCCAGAUACAUACAAGACGAUAAAGGAUUCUAGCCCUAAUUUGAUAGCUAUGCUCACAGGGAAAGCCUGUAGUUAUAGACGUUCUGAACGAGUAAAAAGGGACAUUGAUGCAGACAAUACUACUACAUCUUUUGUCAUUUCAGGAGCAAGAGUGUUAUUAUAUGCUAAUCGACCAUUAUCAUUGCAGCCUGAAAAAGACAAAGCUGUAAUAAAUCUUCCACUUAAACCUACAAUUACUGAAGAAUCGGAUCCAAAAACAUCUGCAUAUAAUUUAACUAUGACAUUUACAGGAUCUGGUGCUAUCAUCAAAAAUGAACUUGUUUUUAUAUUUAAAGUUAGAACUGCAGGAUAUUAUACACUCAAAACAAUUAAUUACUCACAUUAUAUUAAUGCAAAUUCUACUGGUAAUCCACAAAUUUUAACAACAGAUACAGAUAUUGUUUUUCCAUUUAAUUUCUCUUAUCAUUGUUCACAAAUUAUUACAUUCAAAAAUGGCGAUACAGCCUUAAAUAUAACAGGUUUACAAGUGCAACUUGAUCCACAACCAGACAAAAAGACUAAUGGCACAAAAAUAUUUGCAUUUAAUGAUGCAUAUGACUGUGUCGGUUUUACUACAAUUCCAAUUUGGACAGGAAUAUUUGUUACCGCUAUAUUAGCUUUAAUUAUGAUUUGGGCUCUUACUAUGAUUAUAGAUAUUCGUACAAUGGAUAGAUUUGAUGACCCCAAAGGAAAAACAAUUACUAUUUCAGCUCAGGAAUAAUAUAAUAAUAUUAAAUAAUUAAAGAUAUUGUGUACAUACAUACCAUAGUAUCUCGUAAUCUAAUCAAUUGUCAAAUAAAUUUUCAAUGUCAUGUUGGUAAUUUGUAUAUGUAGAAUGUAUGUGCAUUAAAAUUUAUUAAUGCUGUUAA
Molecule: messenger RNA, 1463 nt
Organism: Bombus impatiens (common eastern bumble bee)
Lineage: Eukaryota; Metazoa; Arthropoda; Insecta; Hymenoptera; Apidae
Product: V-type proton ATPase subunit S1
Exons: 3
Coding region: 119-1315 (398 amino acids)
Cellular component (GO): proton-transporting V-type ATPase complex
Source: RefSeq, a predicted model, not a curated record